Polyodon spathula (Mississippi paddlefish) is the source of this 3772-nucleotide messenger RNA. Its product is annotated as CMP-N-acetylneuraminate-beta-galactosamide-alpha-2,3-sialyltransferase 2-like. Lineage: Eukaryota; Metazoa; Chordata; Actinopteri; Acipenseriformes; Polyodontidae. The record is from RefSeq and is a predicted model, not a curated record. Bases 1473 to 2525 code for a protein of 350 amino acids. The transcript is spliced from 7 exons. Gene Ontology annotation, molecular function: beta-galactoside (CMP) alpha-2,3-sialyltransferase activity.
AAUAAUAAUAAUAAUAAUAAUAAUAAUAAUAAUAAUAAUAAUAAUAAUUAAUUACAUGCUGAGAUGUUGUCUCCAUCAUACAAGAACAGCAGAUAAGGGAUGCAGUGGGCUCAACGCUGUUGUUGCUCAAGCAGGCAGACCGCACUGAGUGCAGUUUUGAAAGGGAUUCUCCCAUCGCUGCCUAAUUUGCCUGGGUUUCUUCUGUUCUGCGUAACGGAGUGAACGAGCACCGCUCUGAGUCCCAUAAGCACUGAAAUCAGGAAGAGGGCGGAGAGGAAAGAAAACCAGCCACCUUGCGGUAUCUUUGGGACGAAAUAGAGAAUUGAAGGUGCUGAACUGGAGAGGCUAAGAGGCAUAAUACACAUGAGACAGCAGACCCUUCCCUCUCUCUCAUUCUCUCUCGCUGUCUCAUCUCAAUAUACCUCACAUAUAUGGCUACAUAUCAAUAGUCACCUUGGCAACCAGUCUCUCUUUGAGCACUCUUGUCUGUGAAAAACAGAGAGAGAGAGAGGACCCAGAGGAAGAUGUGAUGUUGAAGCAGGGAAGAACGUGGAUUAGCACACAACACGCCUGUACUGAUCUCCAGCAGCAGCCAAACUGAACAACAAAAAGCAACAAACAACCCCCCUACCCUCACAACAUUGUGUGGGGAUGAGGGCCGGAAGAUAAUCAAAAGCAAAGCAACUGUCUGGGGGACCGCCCUAAUGGCUGGGGGAAGAGGACAAAUACGUUCUUCUCUGUGAAAGAAAACCAAAGGAAAGAACUGUUAUGCAGGGAGAGACACAGAGGUGCUGUGAGGAGAGUGAGAGGUACUGGGCUGCGUCUCUCUGUAUUUAGCCACCGUGUCAGAGAAAAAAAGGCUCCAGGACCAGCAAAGGAAUUAGCAGAGAAACUGAAGCAAACUAAAAAACAAGCCAGGAUUUGAAAACGGGUGGGGAAGGUAGCUGGCUUUUUCUGUGAAUUUAAGCCACUUUUUAAUAAGGCCUCUGUACAGAUACUGUUCAACUGACAAUCAGGAAGUCUAGCCGGGACUCCUGUCUGCAGAGGGCAAAGUGCUCAGGACUGUUCUGCACUCAAGAUCCUUUUCACAUCGUACCAGUGUGGGCUGAGUCUCUGGAGUCGAGGCAAUGAGGGAUUUGAAGGCGCAGAGAGAAGCCAAUAAGUAAUUAGGAAAGAUAGAAGGCACCCAAUCAAACUAUGUAAAGUUUAGCCUAUUGGUUGUUUAAGUCCACAGAGUGGUGUUUUGUAGUCAGUGGAAGCUAAAAAGAGUUCUUCAACUACAAUAAGACAGGCAGUUGGAUAUAGCCAAUCAGUGGGGUGGAGAGUUAUUAGCCAAUCACUGAGUUAGUAGAGAAGGAGUUGGGACAGCCCAACCAAUUAGUGAAGCAGGUGAAAACGCAGCAGUGGAGAAAGAGAGAGUAGUCAGUCAGUGGCCAGCAGGGGGAAGCAGUGCGUCCUCACUGUGUCCCACUAUGCGGUGUUCUCUGCGGAUGUGGGUGCUGCUGGCAUCUCUUGCGCUGCUGUUCUUCUCCUCGCUCCUCUUCUCAUUGUCGCUGCGAGGGGCCAGCCUACCCUAUCUGGACCCUCCCGGCUGGGAGAUGGCUCACAAGGUCAAACUGGUGCCCAGCUAUGCAGGCAUCCGGAGGCUGGACUCGCCAGAGGGGGCGCUGCAGCGGACCUGUGCCUGCCAGAGCUGCGUGGGGGACCCCGGCGUGUCGGACUGGUUCGACGAAAACUACGACCCCGAUAUCUCGCCCGUCUGGACUCGUGACAACAUCCAGCUGCCUCCGGAUGUCUACUAUUGGUGGGUGAUGCUUCAGCCUCAGUUCAAGCCGCACAACAUACAGCAGGUCCUGUCCAAGCUCUUCGAGGUGAUCCCGGGACGCAGCCCCUAUGGCUCGUGGGACCCGUCCCGCUGCCAGCGGUGCGCAGUGGUGGGGAACUCGGGGAACCUGCGGGGAGUGGGCUACGGCAAGCUCAUUGAUGACCACCAGUUCAUCAUGAGAAUGAACCUGGCUCCCACACUGGGCUAUGAGGAGGACGCUGGCAGCCGCACCAGCCACCACUUCAUGUACCCCGAGAGUGCCAAGAACCUGCCUGCCAAUGUGAGCUUUGUGUUGGUGCCCUUCAAGACACUGGACCUGCUAUGGAUCACCAGCGCCCUCUCCACCGGGCAGAUCCGCUUCACCUAUGCACCAGUGAAGCAGUUCCUGAGAGUGGACAAGGACAAGGUGCAGAUCUAUAACCCGGCAUUCUUCAAGUACAUCCAUGAGCGCUGGACGAAGCACCACGGCCGCUACCCCUCCACUGGCAUGCUGGUCCUGUUCUUCGCACUGCACGUGUGUGAUGAGGUGAAUGUGUUUGGGUUUGGUGCUGACAGCCGGGGAAACUGGCACCAUUACUGGGAGCAGAAUCGAUACGCCGGUGAAUUCAGAAAAACAGGGGUCCACGACGCAGACUUCGAAGCCCAGAUAAUCAACUCACUGGCCGAGGCUGGCAAGAUCCGAGUGUUCCGAGGGAAGUGAGCAGCCAGAGCGGGAGGGGCGAGUGGACAGAGGGGUGGGUCUUUUGACAAAUAGAGGAAGAAAACACUGAUAGGACUGUUCUUGAACUCCAGCGUGGGAGGUGAGGGUUGUUACGAUCCUAACAGGAGAGUGCAUUGCUGAAAACGGGCUUUUCAAAAGAUGUCGUGGUUCCUCAGAUAAUCACUGGUUCCAUAGCCGCAGAGGGUUCAAUCUUCUAUCAUCAUGCACUCGUGCUCAGCCAAUAAAACCCCAAAGGUCUUUCCACAUGUUGUGUGGUCCUCAGCUCUCCUGCUAUGUCCUCUGCUGGGCGGCUCACAGGCUCUGAGGGAGGCAGGGUUGGUAUCAUUGCCUAACACAGACACAGCACCUGCACUUCUCAUGCAGUAGAGCUGCUGUCCGCACAAAACACAUCCCUGGAACACACACUAGGGGGAGCUGUAUUCAUCUGCAAUCAUAUUCUUCAAAUCAGAAACUGUCUCUUUUAAAUACUAGAGGUCAUAUCAGAGUAAGCUCAGAAAGCUGUGCAAUACACACAUUGACCAGACCAUGACUGAAUUAGCGCUACACCACUGAAUAUUAAUCAAUAUUGAGUUGUUUUUUUUUUGUAUAUAUAUUGCCUGUGGUGAUAUGAAAGCAUUGAUCUGAGACCUGCAGAUGUUCCCUAGUGUCUGUUUUUGGGAUUCUCUCACGCUGGAAGCUGCACUGCAGAAAAUGAUAAAAAUUAGUGUCAAGGAUGACUCAGAAAAGACUCAUUAUUUUUCAGUACUUCAGAGCCGAGAACUAUAUAUAUAUAUAUAUAUACUGUACUGUAUAAGGCUAUGGUAAAUACAUCAGUAAAUCAAUGUGUCAGCUAGAUGAACAUUUCAGAUAAUACUUCUCGCAGCAACCCAGUCUACUUUACAUUGUUGCUUAUAGUUGAACAUUUUGCUUUACGAGUGUUAUUCUUUGUUCAGGUCUGGAUCUCAAACAGGAACAAGCAUGUUCCUCCAAUACCAUGUGCAUGACAGCAUGAGCACUGCCUAGAUUUAAACUGUAUCUAUUGUGAAAGAUUUCACUUAAUAUGAGGUUUGUUUCACUGUCCCCACUCCUGAAGCUGUGUCUAUGGACUCUAAACACUGUGGGCAUUGGAACCAGGGGGCUGGCUGGGCACAGCUUUAUAAUCUCACUCCAGUAUUAGUAACAAAAAUGUUUAUUAUUAGAAAAUUAAUUAAAAAUAAAAACUGAAAUAGCUUGUUGGAUAAGUGUCC